Molecule: messenger RNA, 3555 nt
Organism: Ctenopharyngodon idella (grass carp)
Lineage: Eukaryota; Metazoa; Chordata; Actinopteri; Cypriniformes; Xenocyprididae
Gene: cacng4b
Product: calcium channel, voltage-dependent, gamma subunit 4b
Exons: 4
Coding region: 297-1265 (322 amino acids)
Biological process (GO): neurotransmitter receptor internalization; positive regulation of synaptic transmission, glutamatergic; postsynaptic neurotransmitter receptor diffusion trapping
Cellular component (GO): AMPA glutamate receptor complex; voltage-gated calcium channel complex; postsynaptic density membrane
Molecular function (GO): channel regulator activity; voltage-gated calcium channel activity
Source: RefSeq, a predicted model, not a curated record
GAAGGUGUGGUUUGAAGAUCGCAAUCCCAAAUCAAAGCCAUCUGAGUUUGGAAAAGAGGGAUUUGAUUAUAGGAAAUGGACAAGGUGAUGAUCAAAACUCUUAAGUAAAGCCUAGAAAGCAAAUACGAAGUGUGAGCUCAGAGCUGCUCACUAUUUCAACAGCAACAUGUGGAGGAGACGCGCUCAAGUUUCCUGAUCACACAGAACAAAGCAGCGCGAGCGCGAGCCAAAACAUGACGCGCGCCCGUGUUUGAACAAUGUGUGGAUUAUUACCGUUGCUGUUAUUAUGAGUGGCCAUGGCGUGGUGUGACCGUGGGAUUCAGAUGCUACUGGCCACCGUCGGGGCUUUUGUGGCGUUUAGUUUGAUGAGCAUCGCGAUCGGGACCGACUACUGGCUUUAUUCUCGGGCAUAUAUCUGUAACGCCACCAACAUCAGCACGGACGACACGCAGGCGCAACCCAAGAAGGUCCGCGGAGAUCUCACGCACUCCGGGCUCUGGAGGAUCUGCUGCAUAGAGGGUCUCAACAAAGGAAGUUGUUACCGAAUCAAUCAUUUCCCAGAUGAUAAUGAUUAUGAUACAGACAGCUCUGAGUAUCUCUUACGUAUUGUGCGUGCCUCCAGUGUGUUCCCCAUCCUCAGUACCAUUCUGCUGAUGCUGGGAGGGCUGUGUGUUGGGGUGGGACGCAUCUACAGCAAGUGGAACAACAUAUUACUCUGCGCAGGGAUACUGUUUGUGGCAGCAGGUUUGAGCAACAUCAUCGGUAUAAUUGUCUACAUCUCCAGCAACGCCGGUGACCCCAGUGACAAACGUGACGAAGACAAGAAGAACCAGUAUAACUACGGUUGGUCAUUCUACUUUGGAGCGCUCUCUUUCAUUGUGGCCGAGGCAGUGGCUGUUCUGGCUGUCAAUAUCUACAUUGAGACGAACAAAGAAGUACGGUUCAAAGCACGCCGUGAGUUCAUCAAGUCUACCUCGUCCUCUUCGCCGUAUUCCCGCAUACCCAGCUUUCGCUACCGUCGACGGCACUCGCGCUCCAGCUCUCGCUCCACGGAAGCAUCCCGUGAGGCAUCACCCGUGGGCAUGAAGAUGAUGAGCUCGGCUCCCAUAGGAGAGAUCAACAUGUACACAUUGACAAGAGAUCCCCUCAAAUCAGGGACGGACAGCUCCUACAGCCCUGACCACGAUUCUGGAUUCCUCCAAGUGCACAACUGCUUUCCCAAAGACCUUAAUGAUGGUAUCAACAGGAGGACAACACCUGUAUGAGGGCACACAUUGGAACGGAAGAGAUCAAGUUAAGGCCAUACUGAAUGGAUAGCCAGCGGGGCCUCAGUGGCCUGUGGCGGGUGCCAGAGGAAGCAAAACUCAUUGAUGAAGCCAGUAGACCAAUGACGUCUGUUAUCGGUGAAGGAGAAGCACUGUGUUAAGAAGAAAAGAUUUGAUCUCGGCAUUCAACAAUCAUCGCGAACACGCUAAUUUGUUUUUCUUGUUGUGUUGCUUCUCACAUAUAAACAAUAACUCUCAGAGAGACCUAUCUCUCAUCAAAGGGCAAGACACGCAAAUGUAAAAUGGAUGAUCUUUUGACAAUAUGGCGCAGUGCUUCAGAUAUUACCUUCGUGUAAGCCAGUCCUUUCCCUUGGUUGAGAGUAAAUACAGUGCCAUACUCUCAAUGUUUACCAAUAUGAUAAUGACUCUCACAGUAUGAGAUGGUGCUAAUGUAGACUCACAGUUGAAGCCUUCCCAUUAUUAUGUGUUCAGUACAGACCCAAGUUGAAUAAUGAAUGCCCUUGUUUGUGUCAUAUGUCUGUAGCCACAGUUGUCUAGCCCUAUUCAGUGUGCUUAUCAUCUUGGCAGUGUCAACUGCUCAACUACUCUGGAGCUACUUUGUAACAGUGAAAAACUGUAUUCCUGUUAUUUAUUUUUUUGCUGUACAACUAGAAAUAUCAGUUGAAAUAAUCACUGGAAUUACUAAAUGAGCGUUGGAAUUUAGAUUUAUAUCUACUAAUUGUGUAUAACUCCCCUGCUGAAAAGACCAGCUUGGAUUUUCAUAAUGUUCUGACUGGUUUGUGCUGGUUGGGUGCUUUCCUAUUUGGUUUAAAAGCUUAGUCAUGAUGUUAAUCAGCAAAAAUAUUGCUGGUUAAAGUAAGCAUGAAAUGGCAUUUUCAACCCAUUAUACUGUCAUCAUGUAACAUAUUUCUGAGUGAAAUAUAGGGCUGGACUUGAUGUUAUCCAUUGGGAACUGAUUGGAUUCUGAAAAGUGGACGGAGCAUGAGUAGAGCCAGACUAGUGGGUGAAACUUACAUGACUUUGAUGACAUCAGCCAAAAUGAAAAAUGGUUUCAGCUGCAUUUUUGAAAGAUUACAAAGACUAUGAAGGAUUAUAAAGACAUUUUUUGAGUCAAUCAGAAUAAUGCACAAUAAGACCCAGGGAUGUGCUUAGCACCAGCAUCCAAAACAUAUGAUGGUGACCAGCUCUGAUGAUCUUUUCUGCAGGGAAGUAUAGCAGUAUUCAACAGGCCUCAAGUUUUAUACAUCACUUUGAAUUCUGACUGCCAUUGAUGGUCAAUAAGAGUCAGUAGUUAACCAGACUCAUUGCUUUCCAUUGUGAUUCAGUCAAAUAGUGAAGUAAUUCUUCAGCCUUCAUCUCCAUCGAGGGGUUUCACCUCUACUUAAAUGCUUGGUCUUUGCCUGAAUGUGGGUUAAACAUAGCCACUCCUUCUCGUGAUGGCUGUGCCGUGUCUGAAUGGGGCACCUUUGGGGAUCUGACAUUGAGUCCGCUGAUAAAAGGAGUAUUGAGAAAUGUCAGACAUACAGAAAUGAAAGACAAGUUUUGAGCCGGUCAGCCCUGAGAAGCAUCUCAGCGACUGCUGAUAAGUAUCUAGGGCAGAGCAGUAUGAAAGACAUCAGUGUGGCCAGUCCAGCCCUUUAGAAGACCAUUCGAAGUGUCUUAGCCUCACCAGAGCCUUAUGCCUGGAUUUCUCUUUGAGCUGACAAUAUAACCUCAUCUCUCUUCUUUGUUACUGCUGGUUUUUCUCUCCCAUCUCGCGUCCUUAGUGAAGAGUCAAUCGCUUUUUCCCACUAAGGUCCCAGAAGACUGCAUUAUCCGUGUGAGUGGUCAAAUCCAUGUUGCUAAAAGUGUUUCCUCACAAAAGGAGAGGUCGCAAAAAGAUGUAAAUAUCUGGUAGGUGUUUCACUAAAUUGAAGCAUUUACAGCUACCUUUUCUUAGUAAAGCCAUUUUGACACAAGCUUUUGAGCCAUAGCUCUUUGUAGAAUGGUGUAUGGUGGGUAGAUGUAAAUGUUUGCAUGUUUUCCUCUAAUCCACUGACUUUGUGUGCUUUUAACAGUAUUAUUAACAGGAUGACUUCAGGAUGCCUCACUGCCAAGCAUCACUCACUAUAAAUACCAGUAAUGUUCUCUCUGUUCAUCGAGGAAGGCAUUUUGUCCUUCUGGUUUUCUUGAUUUGCUAAUGUUGUUCUCAGUAUUUCUCUGUAUCACGGACAAAGCUGGCAUAUCGUUGCUCACAUUAUAAAUAAAUUAAAUUGAGGUACGGUGUCUU